GGGGGCGGGACUUUACAGAAUGCGGAUAGAAGCAAGAGCAAGUGAAGGGGAUUUUCUUUUCGUGUCGAGCUCAUCAGGAUGAUUCCUGUGGUGCCGGAGACGUUCACUCAUGUCUUGGCCGAGUUCGACAGUUUCGAUCCUUUAAUUUCUGCCCUGCGCCUCGAUUCAGGCAGACUCAAGUGCACGUGCCUUGCUGUGUCACGCAAAUGGCUCGCUCUCGGCACCUCGGCCGGAGGCCUGCACCUUAUACAGAGAGAUGGAUGGAAACAGAGACUUAUCCUCACCCACAAGGAGGGUACACUUACACACAUCGCGUGCUGUCCACACGAUGAAGACUUUGUUGCUGUAGCAACAAGUGAGGGCCUGGUGGUGAUUUGGGAGCUGCAGGCUGAGCGCAGAGGUCGUCCUGAGAGGGCGUCUGUAUCGUGGGAGCAUCGUGGCCAAGUUAUAACAGCUUUAUGCUGGGACACAGGAGCUCUACGGGUGUUCAUCGGAGACGCAGCAGGGAAAGUGUCCUUUGUACGCGCCGGGACCUCCAAACUCGGCAAGGGCUCAGCAUUUGUGAUCUUCCCAGUUCAGUCCAUCACAACAGUCGACUCUCGUGUGGUGCAGUUGGGAUACCUGGAAGGUCAUCUGUUGAUUUCGUCUCUCAGCCGCUGCUACAUCUGUGACACCGAAAGGGAGAAGUUUUGGCGAGUGGGGAAUAAGGAACGCGACGGAGAGUACGGCGCUUGUUUUCUUCCGCAGAUGCAGACCGGAUCGAGGACACCCGGAGCAGGCGCCACCCAGCUCGUGUAUUGUGCUCGGCCAGGCUCGCGCAUAUGGGAGGCCAACUUCAGCGGCGAGGUGCUCAGCACCCAUCAGUUUAAACAGCUGCUUGCCUGCCCGCCUCUGCCUCUCAUCUCUUACAAGAAUGAGCCACAUUAUAAGCCAGGUCAGAGGAGUCCUCAGUCCCUCGCCUUUCAUCGACUGCUUCAACUCAGUGAUCACAACCUUCUGACAUGGACAGACUCUGCCAUUUAUAUCUUUACACCGCACAGUGGGCAGGUUUUGCUAUGGACCAAAAUUAAGGAUAUUGUAGACAUUGCAGUGUUUCGCAAUGAGUUGUUUUGUCUCCAUGGUGAUGGGCAUCUGUCUCACCUGCUCUUGAUGCCUGCUGAACGCUGUGUGGAGCGACUGUUGAAACGAGAGAACUGGACACUGGCUGCCUCUGUGUGUUGCAUGUUCCAGCACGCCAUAGUAACCUGCAGGGCAAGAAAAACCAUCGCUAUGGAUCGCUUGGAACAUCUCAAGGCCCAGCUAAAUCCAACUUCUCAGCAGGAGCUGAUUGGCCAGUUGGAGGCAGUGAUCAGCAAGCUGGAGCCUUUGGACUCUGCCUGUAGCAGUCGCAGAAGCAGCAUCUCUUCUCAUGAAAGCUUCAGUGUGCUGGACUGUGGCAUCUACCGAGUCAUCAGCCGCAGAGGCAGCCAAUCAGAUGAGGAUACUAACUCCCUCCUUAGUCAGUCAAUGCUGGAGGAGGAAAGGAUGAAGGAGUUUAGCUUUGCUCAGGAGGAGGAGCAGGUGGAGCCUGACCCCCAGUCAUGUGUACGUGUCGAGGGGGACAAAUCAGAUCUCUCAGGCCUGCAGUUUCACCUCCCACUCUCAUUCCGUCCAAAACCACCACUCAUCGCACUGCAGGCUGUUAAAGACAGCGUUUCAAGCUUUGUGAAGAGGACUACCGAAAAAAUCAACAACCUGCAGAUGAACUCUGAGCUCUGGGCCCGACCUGACCAUAGGGAUGGUGGACAGGGAGAAGUCACUCCCUCAGUGACUUCAUGUAGAGAUGAAAUGGACAAUGAGGAAACCGUCGAGCAAGCCGAGAAUGAGUUACGCGAACUAAGGGCAGCAACGCAGAAAGCCAUGUUGCAGAUCCAGGACCCUCUCAUUCUACUGGAUCCCAAGUGCUUGACUGAGGUGCUCCUAGAGUGGCUCCCUAUUCUGGAAAAGGUCUUGUGUCCAGAGAAGCCCACAAUCAGUGAGAUGGAGAAUGUGGAGAAGAAGCCAGAGGAGAAAAUGGAAGACGGUGAUGUCAUCCCUCGGGAUGACAGCGGAUUUGGAAGCCAGUCGGAAUCCGAAAACAUCUCAACCCUUGCAGAGGAAGAAAGCCUUACAGACAGUAACCUGAGCUCGAAUGCUUUGGCCGCAAUGUCUUCAGUUGCCAUUGUGGCUCCAGUAGAAUACAACUUGCCCUCUGACCUCCAGGAUGACCUUUCACAACUUGCAAGCCUCUGCUUGGACUUAGGCUGCCCAGGUGGAGCAGGUGAUGGAGAGAUGGAGAGGGUUUGCUUGUUCUUGCGGAGGUUCUUUUACCUGCUUGAUAAGGAGAGAGUGAGGAAGAUGUGCACUUUGAGAUACAGGGAGCAACCAGAUGUCCUUAAAACCUACAUUACGUGCAUGCUAGAGUUCACCCAGGCCAGUAAAGUGGUGGAAGUCAUUCAGAAAGGUGAUUUGCUCAAGUCGCUGCGCAGCCUGAGAGAUCUGCAGCCCUGUAAUACUCCAGUGCUUCUUACACACCUUUACAGACUGUAUGAGAAGCAUGGAGAAAUGGCUGUUCGGGCGUACCCCCAGUUCUAUCCUACAAUUCCCCCUUCUGACAUUAUAGCCAUGGUCCAACCCAGUCAUUUUUUGCCUUACCUAGACAACCUGAUUCAGUCCCAGGCUGAAGAACAAAGACUCUCUUUCUUAGGCUCACUUCUUCAGCCUGAGACGCUGCGACAAGUUUGGCUGGAUCUCGCUCUUACCCACGAUGCACCACGGAAAGAUGAUCUCCUGACAAAUGAUGGAAGCCCAAAGUGGCACGCUCACUACUUCCGCUGGGGUUACGUACGUCUGCUGAAUUUGCUGAUCUGCCUGCCGGCUGACUUCCAGUCCAAACAGACAAUGAUGGAGUCCUGCAGACUUCAUGGGUUCUGGACAGGCUAUCUCUACCUGUGCAAAGAGCUGGGAAGACGUAACGAGGCUUUCUCGGCCAUCUGCAGCUUGGAUGAUAUGAGUCUGCUGGAGGAAUCCAAUGGUGUCGCUCCCCAGACAAUGGAAGAGUGGAUGUUCCUAAUUCAGCUUUGUCAGCAGAAAACCACAAGCCCAUCAACAGCCAUGUCAUUUCUCCCCUCUGACUCCAACCCCCCUCCCUCCACGUCCGAUACCGUUAACGGCACCGGAGCCGAAAGCUGUAUGGAUAACGGUAACGCCGCUGAUGAUGGACCUGUCGAUUUGACCGACGGUUCAGCAGACUGGAGCAGCCAAAUCACUGCUGAGAAAUUAAUACUCUGUCUGGCAGGGAUUAUCGGUCCGGACCGGGCCGUAGCAGCACUGCAGGAGUGUGGGCUGCACUCAGAGCUGAGCACACACUCUACCCUGGUGUGUGAGCUGCUGAGAGUGGCAGAAAAGAGGCAGAGAGUUCUGAUCCAGACCAUGCUGGAGCGGUGUGAUCGCUUCCUCUGGUCUCAGCAGGCGUAAUGAUGAUUUCUGAGGAUUGUUCCAGGAUCUGCACGUGUCCUUACUACACCCUCACACCAACCAUCAGGACAAUGUGAAUGCGCUCUUCAAACUUCCGAACUACAGCCUGCUUUUAUAUGUCAAAAGUUCUAGGUAUAUUAUCCACAGUGCUUGUGUGCUUUCUGCUGUUUAUUUGCUAGAGACUCUAAAAGUGUUACAAACAGAGUGGAGAAAUUGAAAAUGUCUGUUGUGCCUGUUCGCCUUCGUCCCAGCUGCUGACCUUUCACUCAUUUUGAUACGGAUGAUUGUUUUUUUUCCCCAUUCUUCUGGGAAGAUGUUUCACUAGAUUUUGGAGUAUUCUUGUGGAGAUUUGUGUUCAUUCAGCCAUUUAGUAAAUACAGGUGCUGAUGUAGGUGAGGUGAGGAGCCCUGGGGUGCAGUCAGUGUUCCAGUUCAUCCCAGAGGUGUUCACGGAUCUGGUUUUGUGCACAGGGGGCAACCAAGACGAUUACGUGCCAUCAACUUUAUGGUAACAGUUUGAGAAAGAACCACACGUAACUGGAAAAAAGUCAAGUGUCCCAAUACAGGACUUUGCUAUAUAGUGUAUAUGUGCUUUACAGUAUUAACUUUUUUUUUCAUAUUAUUUUGAAAUAUUGACUUCGUUAUUUAUAUAUUGAAUUAAACUUUCUUUUAAAAUACAUUUGAACAGGUCUUGAAUACUAAAAUUGUAUCUGAACAAAUGACCUUAUACAUGUGUAACCUUUUUUAUUUGAAGACUUGUGUCAAAAGAUUCUAUAAUAAUAUAAAGAUUAUUGAUUCUGUUUCGCUGUUGACACGUACCUACGGCAACUGUACAACGUAAGAACGAUGGAAUUGUUUAUUUGAAUGUGUUGCCUAUGCGUUAGUAAACAUAUUUUGAGAUUUA
This is a messenger RNA of Silurus meridionalis, 4398 nucleotides long. RefSeq names its product HPS5 biogenesis of lysosomal organelles complex 2 subunit 2 (gene hps5). Lineage: Eukaryota; Metazoa; Chordata; Actinopteri; Siluriformes; Siluridae. Gene Ontology annotation, cellular component: cytoplasm. The record is from RefSeq and is a predicted model, not a curated record. The transcript is spliced from 22 exons. Gene Ontology annotation, molecular function: protein binding. Gene Ontology annotation, biological process: developmental pigmentation. Bases 79 to 3495 code for a protein of 1138 amino acids.